AAUAAGCUCGGACAUAUUCGCCUGUCUCAGGACUCUGAAACUCAAAAUCUCUGGCAACAGCAAUAAAGACAAUAAAUGAAUCCCUUUCCUCCACCGCCACCACUGCCACCCCCACCAUCCUCCACCUUUCUGCCACCGCUACCGCCACCGUACUUUCAGCAGCCCACUCCCACCACUACUCCUCCGGCAUACGAUCUUCCCACUGCUCUCUCAACCCUCACUUCUCUCCUCAGUCUCUCAUCAACCACUCUCCACUCUCUCUCUUCCCUUCUCCCCACCCCCCUCUCCCCCUCUCAAACACUAAUCCCAUGCCCUUUCAAUCCCAACCAUCGUCUCCCCCUUUCUUCCCUCUUCUCUCACUCCCUUCAUUGCCCUACACCUAUUCCCUCAAAUCACAUUGAAACCCUAACCCAAAACCUCAAAUACCCCCACACCCUUUACUCCUCCUCAAACCCCAACCCCUUUACUUUACCUCUACAAGAUUCGCAAUCUGACCUUUGCUUCUCUCUCGAGACCUACCUUGAUUUCGAAAAUGAAAAUCCCACCUCCUUCUAUUAUGAUUGUCCUGGUGUUGUUUCUUUCCCCAUUAAAGGCGAAAAUGCUGCUCCUCCUAUGCUCACUUUGCCUGCUGUUUUAUCUUCAGAAUGUGCUAAUUUUGGUAGAAAUUUGAUGUUGUUUUCGAAUGAAUUGAUCAGGGUUCUUCCUUCGGAGGCAUAUGCAAUUAGGAAUGAAACUGAUUGUUGGAAUGAUUUUCCAUUUAUGUAUUCAUAUCGCGUUCUUCGUGUGAUAUUGGGAUUAGGCAUGAAAAGUGUCGAGUGUUUGUCUACAUGGUUAGUAGCUAAUUCGGGUAGGUGUUAUCCUAUUGUGCUCGAUUUAGCAAUGAGGGAUCAUAUGCUUGUUCUGUUUAAGCUUUGUUUGAAGGCUAUUGUUAGGGAAGCUAUUGAUUUAGCUAGUACAUUUUACAAUGAAGAAGCGGAGGGAUCGGAUUUCAGUGGGCGGAGUUUUAAGUGUCCGGUGUUAGUUCAGGUUUUGAUGUGGUUAGCGACCCAGCUUUCUGUGUUGUAUGGGGGCGCGAAUGGGAAAUUAUUUGCUAUUAAUAUGCUGAAGCAAUGUAUCUGUGCAUUUAGUUCUUGUAUGUUCAAUGAAUCUACUGAUACGAAAAGAGGGGAUGGAAAUGUUAAAGAGUCACAGGAAAGUGAUGAGCCACUUAAAAUUAGGAUAGAGAAGGCGGGGACGGAUAUAUCGGAUGAAGCACUCUCUAAAAGCCCGAUUUUUGUUUCCCAAGUUGCAGCAGCUGUUGCAGCGUUGCAUGAACGAUCUAAGCUUGAAGAAAAGCUCAAAGCACUGAGGAAUUUACCAGCACUUCCAGCUUACCAACGAUCGAUGGAGCACUCUUACAUUUCAAAUAAAGCAGAUGAGGAACGGCAAAAACGCCCUAAUUACAGAGCUCUGCUCGAACAUGAUGGAUUUCUGUGGCAGCAUUCGCGAAAUAAUCAGGACACAAAUAGAACAAAGUCGAGAGAGGAAUUAUUAGCUGAGGAAAGGGAUUAUAAACGUAGAAGAAUGUCAUAUCGUGGAAAAAAGUUGAAGCGGUCAACAACACAGGUUAUGAGGGACAUAAUUGAGGAAUACAUGGAGGAAAUCAGGCAAGCAGGUGCCAUCAAUUGCCCAGCAAAAGGAGCUGAAGAGGCCAAACUUCCACUUUCCUCAACUUACAAAACGGAUAAUUCUUAUGUGGAUAAAGCUGAGUUUGGAAAGAGGCAGCUGGAUUCAUCUCCUUUAAGCAAAGGAAGGGAAGGUGGUUAUGGGAAAGAGUUUCAUACUGAUGGAGAAGUCCAUUCAGCAGACUUCAAAGGUGAUUAUUCUGCAAAUAUGGAAAAAGCAUCUCGGUGGCAUCACCAACAUGUAGUGGCAGAGAGAAGUAAUGGGAGGUCCAGACAGGACCCAAAAAGUUACUCUAGAAGCCCAAAUCUGCAAGAGGCUAGUGCCUACUCACAUGAAUCGACAAUCACCCAAGAGAAGAGAGACUAUUCGAAAGAAUCUAGAGAGAAUUUUCCCAGAAGCUCCAGCAGAAGCUACCACAAAUCACAUGAGAAAAGUAGUUCACGUAGGGAAAGAAGUGAUCGUAAUUCUGACAUCAAGAAACGGAAGGCAAGGGAUGCUUCUGAUGAUUUUGAUGACCGAUAUGAUCCAUCAAAAUCUUAGAAGAACUAUGAGAAAAUGUCUGACUGUUGCAGCUAGUUCUAGCAGUCAGGCUAAUCUGGAGAUGUGUUGACAUUGGGACGGUAUCACCUUCAGAAUUUCCUGCGACUGGUUCUUUUUGUGUCUACUGGUCAAAUCGACUAGUAGGAAGUCAUGCAGGUGUCUGCAGUCUAUCCUCUUCUGUAUCCUUCCAUAUAUCCUUUAUAUUAAUCUUUUCGACAUUGUCUUCUUAGCUUUACUAUUCUUCUUCCUUCUUCCCCCAUCCAAAGAAUGAAUUCCCUCUAGGACAUUCAAGGGGGCGUAGUAUUAUGGCUAGAACACCAGUAGUAACGUUCUUCCUGUGCACAUCAUAUAGCAAGUUAGUUUUAUAUUUUUCCUCAUGUUGGCUAUAACUUGACCUAAAUUGUAAAUAUUUGUUGCGGAGUUCCGAGCACACAUUGUGCAUAGGUCUAAUGCUAAAUCUUUAUAUUUGCUUGCUUGUGCUUCAGUGCACAAGCGUUAACACAAUUGAUUAAGGAAAUAUUUGCUUGGUUCACAACUGGGUGAAGUAUCUGGUUCUUGGGGGCCUCAAAACAUAGCUUCAAGCAUGUUGAAGAUUCAGUUAUGAGAUUUGCUUGUAUAAUGUUCAUUACUAUAUAGGAAUAUUGCAUAGUACUAUGGUAGCAAAAUUUUCUCACUUUUCAUAUGGGUAAGCAUCAUGAAUACUAGUCAUAUUACGGCGGACAUACCGGGUAGACUAUGCUUGAUGCAGCUUCAGGUGUAGACCUUUCUUGUUGCAAUCUUAUUGUUUUUGUACUUGCAGUGGCAGACUUGGAAAGUGGGGCAGUCACAUCCAAUCUAAAUGUUUUUGUACUAAAAAUGGCAGAACCCACAUCAAAAGAUGGAUUCUUGUAGACAGUCAAUAGUAACACACAGCUAAAUCCUUCAGCACUUUAAGCAUCUGUUAAUCAGUUGUAGUGUUUUGACAGUUCUUAUAGGAUUCAUAAGUUAAGCAACUAUAAUACAUUUUAGAUGCCUCGAGGUCCCUGAAUUCUGUGAGUUAGGAGAAACUUGGUUUUUGCUAGUAGGAAUGCAUUGAUUAAAAAAGCAUUUCAAGAAUGAUAUCACGAUGCUGAUGCAUGUUCUAGGGCUUUAUAUUUUCUCGCAUUGUUUAAUUGUAAAUCAAUGUACUUGUCCCGAAAAAAAAAAUGUGUGUCAAUUACAAGUAUAAACACAAUUUGAUUUAAGUUUGUCUUGGUUCACAUGCUUGGUUUACAUCUGGUUAAAGUAUCAGGUUUUUGGGGCCUCUGUUAACAGGCUUAUGUAUGUUGAAGAUGACAUCCGAUAUUAUACAGGAAUAAUACACAAGUAUCAUGGUUGCUGUUUUUCCGCUAAUGCAUAUGGGCAAGUAUCAUGUACCUUAGAUAUAUUGCAGAAGGUUCUAGACUUAGGAAGUGGCAGAAACAACGAAAGAUGGAUUAAACCUGAAAAAGUCAUUAAUACUAAGGCCCAACUGAAGCCUUGAGAGCUUGAAGUAUUUCCUAAUUAGUUUACACAGGUUUUAGAGGAUACCUUAAUUAUGCAACUAUUCCUAGUAUACAAUUUAAAUGCCUAGCAAAUAUGUUCAUUGUUGUGUUCGUCUGCCUAGCAAUUCCAUCAACUAAUUUUGAUAUGUAUCUUCGAAGUUUGUAUCUGUUACUUUAUAUGGGCUGUGCUUUAUAUAUCACAUUCAUAUGCAGUCCCGAUUAUGUUUGUUUUUA
Nicotiana attenuata is the source of this 3941-nucleotide messenger RNA. Its product is annotated as U11/U12 small nuclear ribonucleoprotein 48 kDa protein. Bases 76 to 2205 code for a protein of 709 amino acids. The record is from RefSeq and is a predicted model, not a curated record. Lineage: Eukaryota; Viridiplantae; Streptophyta; Magnoliopsida; Solanales; Solanaceae. The transcript has 6 exons.